AUGUCGUGGCAAGCAUACACCGAUAAUUUGGUUUCCACCGGUAAAAUCGAUAAGGCAGCGUUAUAUUCGAGGGCUGGGGAUUCAUUGUGGGCUCAAUCAUCAAACUUCCAAUUGAACCCAGCAGAGAUCACAGGCAUUGCUAAGGGAUUUGAUGAUGCAUCAGAUUUACAAGCCCACGGUUUGCAUGUUCAGGGCCAAAAAUAUUUACUUUUGAGGGCUGAUGACAGAUCUAUCUACGGUAGACAAGAAGCCGAGGGGGUUGUUGCAGUUAGAACGAAACAAGCGAUCUUGAUAGCCCAUUAUCCAGCGGGAGUUGUUGCAGGUGAAGCAACCACUGUUGUUGAAAAAUUGGCGGACUAUUUGAUUAGUGUUAAUUAUUAA
Messenger RNA from Debaryomyces fabryi, 381 nucleotides. It is a transcript of the gene PFY1, whose product is annotated as profilin. Gene Ontology annotation, molecular function: actin monomer binding. The transcript has a single exon. Gene Ontology annotation, cellular component: cell cortex. The record is from RefSeq and is a predicted model, not a curated record. Lineage: Eukaryota; Fungi; Ascomycota; Pichiomycetes; Serinales; Debaryomycetaceae. The coding region runs from base 1 to 381 and encodes 126 amino acids.